GACCGCGCCUUAAAACAUGGCCGAGUCUUCUGGUGAUGAAACCUCAUUGCUACUGCCUCAGCAUUUACAGGCAAAGCUAGAGCAGGACUGUAUUCAGAUUGUACAUUUUAAAAAGCUACAUUCUCUUCCUGUUGAUAUGUCGGUUGAGACAAUAUUAAGAAAUUAUUGGACGUAUGCUAACGACAUGGCUACUGAAGAAACUAAUAUACCUAUACUUAAAGAAGUGUUAGAUGGAAUCAAGAUCUACUUUGAUUUCAUGUUAAGAGAUCACUUACUCUACUCCGAAGAGAGGCAUCAGUAUGAUCUUGAGAUAACUAAAAAGCGUCACCUGACUAACACUAAUUGCGUUAACUCUGACGAAGGAACUCCUAAUAUUAAUAAUGAUGAUACAGUCAUGAUGCCGUCAUCUGUUUAUGGCAUUAGUCAUCUAUUGAGAUUAUUUGUGAAAAUGCCUCUUUUUCUCAUUCAGGCCAAGUUUCCAACUACUCACAUUAAUCUAUUGAAUCAACACUUUAAAGACUUACUAACGUAUAUGUCUCAGAAUCCUGAUUUGUUAUUUUCUGAUGAGAAAUAUGUCAGUUCUGAUUCACUGGAUCUAAUCGCAUCAUCUCUCACCAGCAGCAACUCUAUUUCAACUUAAAAGUAUUUUAUUAAAAAAAUAAUUUUAGUACUGAAAUAGCAAAAAUAAUAGUGUUAUAUUUAACUUC
Molecule: messenger RNA, 707 nt
Organism: Amphimedon queenslandica
Lineage: Eukaryota; Metazoa; Porifera; Demospongiae; Haplosclerida; Niphatidae
Product: putative male-specific lethal-3 protein-like 2
Exons: 6
Coding region: 17-640 (207 amino acids)
Biological process (GO): regulation of DNA-templated transcription; chromatin organization
Cellular component (GO): nucleus; MSL complex; NuA4 histone acetyltransferase complex
Source: RefSeq, a predicted model, not a curated record